Messenger RNA from Pyrenophora tritici-repentis Pt-1C-BFP, 285 nucleotides. Lineage: Eukaryota; Fungi; Ascomycota; Dothideomycetes; Pleosporales; Pleosporaceae. The record is from RefSeq and is a predicted model, not a curated record.
AUGCAUUCCACCCUCGCCAUCGUCCUCAUAGGCUUCUCCGCCCUCACCACCGCCGUAGAAGCCCCCAAAGGCCACGCCUGCCAAAUCAUAUAUGACUACUGCAACGUCGAGCCUGGCACCCAUCACCGAGGCACCUGCUGGUGGAACUGCGGCCCCAAGGGGAAGAGGGACGGCUAUAACGGUGCUUGCAUGGUGUAUGUUCUUCCCUCUGUUAACGGCAAGAAGGAGCAAGAAGGUGGUGCUCCGCCUAACUACUGCAGCUGGGAUCCGGCGAUUCAUUUCUAG